AUAUUGCCCAGCCCUCUCCUUAAGGUUCAUUCUGGUAUGAAUGUAUUAGUGUGUGGUCCUAAUGGGUGUGGCAAGAGCUCUUUAUUUAGAAUAUUAGGAGAGUUAUGGCCGUUAUUUGGAGGUCGUCUUGUCAAACCACACAAAAGCAAACUAUUCUACAUACCACAGCGACCGUACAUGACACUAGGCAUGUUAAGGGAUCAGGUGAUAUACCCUGACACUCAUGAGGAGCAGCUGAAGAAAGGAAUAUCAGACCAAGUACUGGAGGAAUAUCUAACCAAGGUUCAGCUCAAGUAUCUUUUAGAAAGAGAACGUGGUUGGGAUGCAUUUCAGGAUUGGAUGGAUGUUUUAAGUGGUGGCGAAAAGCAAAGAAUGGCCAUGGCCAGGUUGUUCUACCAUCAACCUCAGUUUGCUAUUCUUGAUGAGUGUACUAGUGCAGUCAGUGUUGAUGUGGAGGGAUACAUAUAUACUCACUGUAGGGAGAAAGGUAUAACGUUAUUCACAGUCUCUCACAGGAAAUCACUAUGGCAACAUCAUGAGUAUGUUAUGCAAUUUGAUGGUAGAGGCGCUUAUGAGUUUAAAAGGAUUGAUUCCAGCACCGAGGAAUUUGGUUCCUAGUUUCUCACAGCUAAUUUAACUAUUAUUAAUAAUUAAUCGACUGUAGUUAUUAAUUUAGUUAUUGUGUUAUAUACAUGUACCUAGUAGUAUCUCUCUUGAUUGAGUGUGUGAGAUAGAGAGAGUAGUAACUUAAAUAAUUAUUUAUUUUGCUAUAUUAUAUUUGCUGUACAUUUCUUUUUAAUGAUUUUAUAUUACAGCUA
Amphimedon queenslandica is the source of this 818-nucleotide messenger RNA. RefSeq names its product ATP-binding cassette sub-family D member 3-like. Gene Ontology annotation, cellular component: peroxisomal membrane. Bases 37 to 618 code for a protein of 193 amino acids. The transcript has 8 exons. Gene Ontology annotation, molecular function: ATPase-coupled transmembrane transporter activity; ATP hydrolysis activity; ATP binding. The record is from RefSeq and is a predicted model, not a curated record. Lineage: Eukaryota; Metazoa; Porifera; Demospongiae; Haplosclerida; Niphatidae. Gene Ontology annotation, biological process: peroxisome organization; very long-chain fatty acid catabolic process; long-chain fatty acid import into peroxisome.